ACAUGAAAUUGGAAAAAUACAAAGCAUUAGCUUUACUGCUUAACAUAUUUGUGAUAUUAAUACCAUGGCACAAUUAUCUUGAUAUGAAACCUAAACUGAUUAUUGUGGUAUGCAUGCAAAGAAAAUUGACAAGUUGCACCAUGGUAUAUUUAACGUAUUAAUCAUAUACAUAAUAUUUUCCAUAAAAUUCUUGCUGCUGUGUUCCUAUUGUUGCGAUAGAGCUGCUAUCCUCCAAAAGCCCAUAUGAAUUCAAUGGGAUACCGCAACAUUAGGAAUCAAAAUAAACUCCAUAGCUAAUAGGAACAGUGUACCUAAUGCUGGUGCAAGCAAUUUAGCAGUGCACUAGCCGGAUAUAGAACAUGUCAUCUCGUCCAGUAAGAGAAUGUUGCCUUCUGGCUUAGAAGGGUUCGGUAGAAGGUUGGAUUUUUUUUACUGUUUUUGAUAUAUUAUUUUGUUCAUAAAUAACCCUCCAUUCAAUAAUAUUGGGAUGAUCAUUGUUAUGUUCGUUAUGUUGAUUGUUGUUGAUCUACGUUUUUAUACUGUACUCGGCUUCUGUUAAAAAGUGUCAUAAAAAAAAAUCACAUGAGACUCAGCGUUGGUCAUACCUAUAAAAAGCAAGUCAUUAGCCACUGCAUUCUGUGAGAUUUUGACUUUUACUGCGAGCACUGUGUUCAAAAUAGAAGAAGAAUUUUGCCAGCAUACACAGGCUAUUCGAGUUCUCCAAAUUUUAUCUCACGAAACCUACUGCAAGCCUAUCCAUAUACGGGAGAACAAAAGUUGUUUACAAAGUUCGUACAAAUUCUUAACACGCGGAAUUUGAACACCCUACGCAGAGUGCGGAACUGGAGACAAACAGCCAUGGACCGAGUGGAAUGGAGACGGCUACUAUGUACAGCAGAGGCCACCCCGGCCUUAGCCUGACCGGUAAGUAAGUAAGGUACCCCAGAUGUUAUAGAAAGAAAAUUUGAUAAAACUCCAUUAUUGAGGACUGCCUGAGUUCUAGAAUCAAGAUAUGAUUUGAUUAAGUUUACGGAGUGAUCUGAAAAAGUGAAUCGCGUUUCCAAUUUGUGGCACAGUAUGGCAUGAGAAACAGUGUCAAAAGCUUUGGAAAAAUCGAGAAGUAUUAGGACUACCGGACGGCCCCUUAUCAAGCACAAUUCCAAUAUCAUCUAUUAUUUUCAGCAUUGUUGUUUUUGUGCUAUGUUUGGAACGAUAUCCUGAUUGAAAUUGGCUGAGUAAGUUAUGACUGUUUAUGUAGUUGUUAAUAUCUGUUUUGAUCAUCUUUUCAAAUAUUUUUGAUAGCGCACAAAGAAUACUGAUUGGUCUUAAAUUUUCCAUUGAACUUGCAUUAGCUUUUUUCUUUAUUGGUAUGAUUUUGGACUUUUUCCAUGUAUCAGGAAAAACACUCGUGGUAACAAUGGAAUUGAAUAAGUGAGUUAUUGGUUCAAUAAGAAUAGGACAAAUUGCCUUUAAAAAUUCCAACGGCGCCAUAUCUAGGCCAAGAGCAUUAGAUUUUAUUGAGUUCAUGGCGUGCAAAACAUCUGUUUGAUCUAUUCUACUGAAGUAAAACGUUUCACGAUCAUAAUUCGGCAAGAACAUUUCAAAAGGGCGUAACUGCAUUUACAACCAAUGUCUUCUCACAAAGCUGUGGAGCGUAUCCCAUCCCUCUCGAGCAAUCCACUAGCACAAAUAGAAAGAUAAAAUCCUCCUCUUUCGAUUAAUGGAUAUGAAUUGCGUGAGAUGAAUGAAAUACGACCCACAGCUCUGUGAGAAGGCAUUGGUUGCAAAAGCAGUUACGCCCUUUUGAAAUGUUGGUGCCGAAUUAUUUGUGUCAUUAGAGUGCUCAAUUUCAAUAUGAUUCGUGAAGUUCUGGCAGAACAUAUUAUUGAUUUCGUCAGCGGUAAGAAUUUACGGAUUGCGUAUCAGGCCUAUUGAGUCCUAUCUUUUUAACAUUCUUCCAUAAUUCCCUGCUAGAAAGAUUUGCAUUAAGCCUAGAUGAAAAGUAAUUCUGUUUAGUGGAACGUAUCAGACAAUUAACACUGUUUCGUGCCCUUUUGAAGGCUUGGAAAUCAUUGGCAUUCUUCAUUUCCAUUUUUUGUAUAACAAAUCGCGAUUCACAAUAGAUCUACCAACUUCAGCGUUAAACCAUGGAUUUGAUUUUCUGUUGGAACAAAUUGAGCGUAUAGGGACGUACGUGUUGUGAAAAUCUGUUAACAGUGGGUUAAGAAACUCCAACUGUUGAUUGGGAUCGUUUGAACUAUAAAAAGUCAUCCAAUUUGCAGAGUAGAACGCAUUUACAAGUGGAUCAACAUCAAUGGAAUUAUAAUCACGAUAUUCAAUUUUAACUGGACGCGUUUUCCUAUCAAAGUCGAGAGCUGCAAAAACCAGAUCGUGGUUCGACAGAACAGGAACUUCUAUUUGACUGAAUCUCAAUAUUUUAGAUACAUCGUUAGUCAAUAAUAAAUCUAACUGCGAUGCUCCAUUUCUGUGAAAAAAGUUGGUUCGCUUCCUAAGCAUGUGAUUGAAUGAGUAGAUAGUAUACCACGGAACCUAUCUGAUUUUGGUGAGCUAACUAACAUAUUUGUAUUAAAAUCACCUAAAAAGUAGACGUAAUUGUAUUUCCUACCAUAUUCUGACAGCAGGUGUUCUAGAGAUUCGGUGCAAUCAAUUUCAGGUGGGUUGUAAAAAGCAGUCAAUAAAAGUUUAUCAUUCUGUUGAAUUAUUUCAACGGAUAUAGGGUAAUUUUUGGCUUCGGCAGUGUGUGACUAUUUUCGGCAACGCCGAAUAAUUCUGCUCUAUUUUGCAUUUACCAACUUGUUCCAUAUAUAUUUCAUACACAAUAAAAUUGCUUAGAAUUUUAGCUUUUUAUUAAUAACAGCCUUUUGUAAAAUAAUCCAUUGCAUUCGGAGUUUUCGACGGAUAAAAGAAAACGUCUCAAAAUUCACGACAUUUUUGGACUGCCGAAGAACACAUCACUGAAAAAGCUAAAAUCAACUCACCGUUUUGGAUCAGGUCGUUUAUUUCAAUGCACUUUAAAUAUACUUUUCUUUUCCGCUCAAACCACUCACGCAACUUAAAAGCACUAAAAGAGCACAACAAAUUACAAAAACACUAGUUAAAUCUUAUUUUAAAACAUAAUUAGCAAUUUUGUACUUUCGUUUUCUUCGGCAACUGCUUUUCUGGAGUAAACAUGGUUGCCAAAAAGGUCAAAACAACACUUCAGAAACAUUGAUCGAACAUUCAACUCAAGGUUAAUCUCCAUCAAAAUUUGUCAACAUAGUUGCUUAAGUGGUAGAGAAAUGUUGGCUAUAAUAUUUUUGAAAAAUCUAGACAUUUAUCUUUAAAUAACUCGUACUUGGCAUAGGUUAAACCCCAUUUCACAAAAAAUAUAUUUAUUUUACCUUUUAAGUACAUAUGGCAACACUGAUGAUAUUCUGUGAGUAAAAUACAGGACGAAAAUGUGUUAGUGGCAGCCGAGAAAAUGUUAUUGUUUAGUUUUUUAAGGGGCCAACCUCAGAUUAACAACGAUGAUCAAAACAUUCAUUCAAGCCAGGUGUUCUUACAUUCGCAAUUAUCAUUAAGUAUUGGUGGCUGCACCAUGAUUACAUUCACCCAGGCUCCGUAAGUUUCCUGUGGAAACGCUGACGUCAUUAUUAUUAUUUACAAGUUGUUUGUGACUAAUACAUGCGCAUUUGUUGAUUUGCUACACCCUCCAUUUACCAACAAGUGAAAACGUCAAAACAAAUACCGAACGUUUCGCGAGUGAAAAUUGGAUUUCUUCGAUUAAAUUUCUGUGAAAUUGUAUAACCAUUUGCGAUUCGCUGACGUCAUGUUGCCGGAAUAUCCCAUCCCGUUGGAUCUGUCCACCCGGAACCAGGAUAACCAAAUCGGUAAGUUCAUAAAUUACAAAAAAAAAGUUGAUAGCAUUUGAAGCCAGUUAGCUGUCGUCAGGUCCUGUUGCAACUCUACCAUGCCCACCAGUGCCAUAAAACCACUAAUAACAUUUUAACGCCUAAUGAAUGCGUUUUUUCUCUUACAGAUCUUCCACAGGUUCCUCACGUUCCCGAUGGACCAGUUAAUAAAAGACAAUCAAAAGUCUCCGUGCGUCAAAAAACUAAAGAUUACGAAGAAGGUAAACUAAACGAAUCGGUAUCGUAUGUGCAAAAAGGUGCCAUGACCACGAAUUUUGCUGCAAAACACUUCGGCGUUCCACGCACCACACUGCAAUACCGUCUCAGCACAAAGUGCAAGAACAAGGGUACGACGGGCCCGUACCCAGUGUUUACAACAACGGAGGAACAAGAUAUUGUUUCAUGGUUGCUGACAAUGGAACGGAGGGGCUUUCCAGCAACUUAUUUUGCACUGAAAUACAAAAUUUCGGCAUUCCUGGCGGCACAUCCACGAAAAACCCCCUUCAAAGACAAUGUACCAGGAUCGGGCUGGUUCCGAGGUUUUUUGAAACGCCAUCCUCAAUUGACAAUCAGGACGCCUGAACCAGUAACUUCGGCCAGCGCAAAAGUCUCUGAGAAAAAUAUCCGCGAAUGGUUUCAUACCGUGAAGCAAUACCUGAUCGAUCACGGCUUGAUUGAUAUACUUCUGGAUCCUUCACGAGUAUAUAACGGUGACGAAUCAGGAUUCAGUUUGAACCCUACUUCGAAAAGCGUCAUUGCUACAACUGGGGCAAGGAAUGUUCCGAUUGUCGAAACGGGCAACAGCAAAAAGAACAUAACUGUAAUGUUCACAUUCGGUGCUGAUGGCAGCGUUGUCCCACCAGAUGUCAUUCUUGCACAAAAAAGAUUGAGUAAGGAAACUGUUCAAUCUUUUCAAUCAAAUUGGGGAAUCGGACAAUCUGAAAAUGGAUGGAUGGACACCAAGAAUUUUGUGAAAUACGUUACCAAAAUCUUGUUUCCCUUUUUAAUUAAGAGAGGAGUCAAGUUUCCAGUAAUAUUUUUCGUUGAUGGACACAAGUCGCACAUGGCUAUUGAGUCGGCGGAUGCUUGUAAGCGUCUUGGUAUUAUUUUGAUUGCUCUCAUACCCAAUGCCACAAGAAUCCUUCAACCAGCCGAUGUUGGCGUUUUUAAGCCACUGAAGACCAGAUGGUUUCAGGUUGUCCAAAAUUGGAAACUGAAUCAUAAAUUCGCAGAAGUCACCGUGAAGGACUUUGGGACGUUGCUGGAAAGUGCCAUGAAAUUGGCACUCACAACAAGCACUAUCAUCACUGCAUUUGCUGCGUGCGGGCUGUAUCCGUUCAAUCCUGACGCGGUCGAUUACACGAAAUGCAUCGCCGAGAGCUAUCAGGACAGUUAUGACGCUUCAGGACCAUCAGAUACAAUUCCGAAUGGUGUCGUUGCUGAAGAGCCACCAAAAGCCGAUCUCGUGGUUCCGUACGGCAUAGUGGUGGAGGCUUUGGAUAUGCUGGGACCGGAGAAAGUACGAUUGUAUUCUGAUGAAAAUUCUGAGAAUCUGUCCCACGAAGAUCGAGUGCUUUCGUUCGUUUAUAAAAAUAUCCUCCGUUGCUCAAAUAAUGGAUCAGCAGCUUCAGACGCUGAAAUGACGGUGGAUAGUCUGAUGUUGGACGAAGGCUGUUCCGGCGAUGAGCUUCGGCAAAACACGUCAGGGUACGAAGUAACGGAACAAGAUGAAGAUAAUUUGUUGGGGACCGGAAUAAUCAACAACCAGAUCAUCAACGCACAGCAGCUUAACAUAGAGUUUACUACAUCGCCUGAUCUCACCGGAAAAACAGAAAGUCACAUCUCUACGCCGGAAGCUCCAAGAUUGGCGGAUUUCUUGGAUGCACCAGAUGUCCUUAAGCGAAGCUCGAAGCACGUAAACUAUCAGAUGCAAUCGCAUGCAGUAUUGACUGCCGAUGAACGAUUGCAGGCUAUCAUUCUCAAAGAAAACCAGCGAGACGAAGCCGAAAGAUUGAAGAAAGAAAAGGCGGAGCAAAGGGCCUUGCAGAAGGCUAAGUUGGAGGAACAGAAAAACGCUAAACGAGAGCUAAAAUUGAAACGGAAAGCGGAGAAAGAAGUCGAAAUGCAGAAGAAAAUGGAUGAAAAGAAAAGAAAAGCUGAGAUUAAACAAAGAAAGCAACUCGAGAAUGAGGCGAAAAACUUUAAAAUGCGAAAGCCGUCAUUGAAAAUUUAAAUGCAGAGUGGAUAAGGAACGAAGUAGCAGAAAAAGCUGAAAUUAAAGAAAGAAACUUGAAUGAAGAAUAAAGAAAAGUUUAACCUGCUUAAUACACUAUCACACCUUAAGCUAGCUUAACGGGGGUGUUACUUUUUCUUUAAGUCAUAUCCGUCAGGAUCAGGUAUGUUAAGUUUCAAGCAUUAAAUAUAACAUAAAGAUGAAAACCGUUUAAAUCAGAGACUUUUAUUGUGUACUUAUGAAGAAUGAUUCAGUGCUGUUGCAUUGAUACUUAUUGCAUAGACGAACAGAUGUCUUCCCAAUAGUUCAUUACGCAACGCAAAUCAGUGCUGUAAUAAUCCAUUACAGCACUGCUAAUUUGGUGUGGGAAAGUAGGCCUUUUCCUGGCAGAUUUGCGUGACGUAAAACAGCCUAUUACGAUAAGAAAUUGCAAGAAACAUUUUUUUUGCAAUUUCUCAUCGUAAUAGACUGUCUUACCUAACGCAAAUCGGUCAGGAAAAUGCCUACUUUCCCGCACCAAAUUAGCAGUGCUGUAAUAGUUCAUUACAGCACCAAUUUGCGUUGCGUAAUGAAUCAUUACAGCACUGUUUUCAGUUUUAAUCAACUUCUAGAUGCUUUCUGGACGCAGUUUUGAAAAAUUGUGACGACUGCUCAGAAUAACCUGCAAUGAUCAGACAUUCUUGAACAUG
Molecule: messenger RNA, 6833 nt
Organism: Aedes albopictus (Asian tiger mosquito)
Lineage: Eukaryota; Metazoa; Arthropoda; Insecta; Diptera; Culicidae
Exons: 3
Coding region: 4174-6144 (656 amino acids)
Cellular component (GO): nucleus
Molecular function (GO): DNA binding
Source: RefSeq, a predicted model, not a curated record